AUGACGGUGGUCGUGUUCGGGCGGCGCUGCGGGCGCGGGCGGUGCGCGGUCGUACGGCGCGACAGCGGCUCGCUAUCGAUGCGGGUGCGCGCGCACGCUCCCGCGCCCCUCGCGUUCGAUUUUCCCCGUCCGGGCGAUGGUGGCGGCGCGUUGCAUAACUGUGUAGCGGCACUCCGCGCGCGAUACCGCUCCGAGCGCCCGCCGCGAGCGCGCUACACGCGCCGAUACGCGCAACGUCGCGCCCUUUACGUAACGCGCGACCACCGUGCGCGCUCUCGUGACCCCUCACCGCCUGCACGAGGAUUACAUACGGAGUGUUGGGCUGUUUGUGUGGCAGGAUAA
Molecule: messenger RNA, 342 nt
Organism: Arctia plantaginis
Lineage: Eukaryota; Metazoa; Arthropoda; Insecta; Lepidoptera; Erebidae
Source: the annotation of a GenBank genome assembly